Messenger RNA from Malus domestica (apple), 1079 nucleotides. RefSeq lists its product as uncharacterized. The record is from RefSeq and is a predicted model, not a curated record. NCBI's taxonomy places the organism in Eukaryota, Viridiplantae, Streptophyta, Magnoliopsida, Rosales, Rosaceae.
GCCCAAAAACGGAAACAUCCACUCCCCCAAAACACCCCCACACCAACCACCAAAACGAAAGAAGGAAGACUGGAGGGGCUUUUCAGGGUUUUCGGCCGGCGGGGAAGCUGCAACCGGCCAGAGUCUGAGUGGGAGGAGAAGUAAAACGCGAAACAGUGAAAUGGGUACAAAGCAAGACCCGACCGGAACCCAGAGAAAUGGCGUUGGGCCAUCUACUGCUCUCGCCUACCUGGAUCCCAAAUACUGGGACGAACGAUUCUCCUCUGAGGAGCACUACGAGUGGCUCAAGGACUACUCUCACUUCCGCCACCUCAUCCAAUCUCAUAUCACUCCCAAUUCCUCUGUGUUGGAGCUGGGUUGUGGAAACUCACACUUGUCCGAAGAGUUGUAUAAAGAUGGGGUUACGGAAAUAACUUGCAUUGAUCUGUCCGCUGUUGCCGUAGAGAACAUGCAGAAGAAGUUACAGUCUAAAGGUUUUAAAGAAAUAAAAGUUCUGGAAGCUGACAUGCUAGACCUGCCUUUUAGCAACGAGUGUUUUGACGUUGUUAUUGAGAAAGGAACCAUGGAGGUACUGUUCGUUGAUAGCGGUGACCCGUGGAAUCCACGACCUGCAACAGUAACCAAGGUCAUGAAAAUGCUUGAGGGUGUUCAUAGGGUUCUGAAACCAGAUGGCAUUUACAUCUCAAUUUCUUUUGGACAGCCACAUUUUAGGCGCCCUUUUUUCGAUGCUCCACAAUUUACCUGGUCUGUGGAGUGGAGUACCUUUGGUGAUGGAUUUCAUUACUUCUUCUAUACAUUGAAGAAGGGAAGAAGAUCAGUGGAUGAUAAAGGAUCUAGCAAAGAGAAGUUAGAGACUCAGUCUAUUUGUCUUUUUCAAGAUGAGUUAGAGGGCGAAGAUUAUCUUUUCCGAACCAACUUUGAUGAACUCAAUAGUUAGACGAACUGAUUGUACCUUGUAUUCAUUAUUUUCCUGGUGUAACAUUCAUUUGAUUGCAUCUCAAAGCCGAGUUACAACUAAUCAUAUAACACAUUUAACCUGUAAACGUGCGUUAUUUAUACGAAAUUUGUGUUUCCUUUUC